Molecule: messenger RNA, 814 nt
Organism: Acanthoscelides obtectus
Lineage: Eukaryota; Metazoa; Arthropoda; Insecta; Coleoptera; Chrysomelidae
Source: the annotation of a GenBank genome assembly
CAGACGAUAAAACGCGAUGCAUGGCGUGAUUCUCUCUUCUACACAUUUCGUAAGGUUGUCGCUGAUAACUUCUUGUUUAUGUUGCCUUUUCAACCGAUAAGCAGGUCUUCUCUUAUAUAUCUGAAAUCAUAUAAUAUUCAUUCACAAAUCGUAUGAGGCAUUGAACGACUGCGAGCAGUUUGGUGUGUUCACGCGAAAUUCGAUGAAGUGCAACCAAGACAUGAUCCUGCCUAGCCUGGAUUCGUGUAGAAGGAGCAGAUCUACGGACACGAUAGAAACUAUGCCGAGUUUCGAUCGCAGUCCGUCGUAUCUUCAAAAUUGCAACCAGAUCUUCAUCAAAGGACCUGCUCUCACCAGGGAGAUCCUCGAGAAGAUGAACGAAGACUUGGUGCCCAAGCAGACUGUCAUAUUUGGAUAUGAACUGAACACUAAGAAGUUUUUAUAUGCAGCGGGUCUAUGCCUUUUCACACUGCUCAGUUUCUACGGCUUCCUGGUAAUGUGGUUCACAGACGUAUUCGAUAACUACGCAUUAUCUGUAAGUAUUUCCUAUAAUUGUACGCAUGAAAACAGACGGAUGACCUGAAUAAAUAUUGAAUCACACUUUUACACUAUAUUUACGCAUUUGGAUAUAUAGGGUAAUUUCAAAAGCGACGAUAUUUCUAGAGCAUCUAAAAAUAGCAUAGCAUAAAGUUUCUGAUACCACAUACUUUUAAAUAUCUCCUUGACGAGUGUCAUUAGAAAAAAUAGAAUUUCAUCAACUUGAUUUUUUGGCAACGAGGUAGUCUUACAUCAAGAAUGAAACGAUAGCAUUCUU